Messenger RNA from Nelumbo nucifera (sacred lotus), 2289 nucleotides. RefSeq names its product serine carboxypeptidase-like 51. Gene Ontology annotation, biological process: proteolysis. The record is from RefSeq and is a predicted model, not a curated record. Lineage: Eukaryota; Viridiplantae; Streptophyta; Magnoliopsida; Proteales; Nelumbonaceae. Gene Ontology annotation, molecular function: serine-type carboxypeptidase activity.
UGAACUUCUUCAGAGCCUGUUCCUUCUACGUCGCUUUCACCACGGAGACCAAACUACUUUUCUGCACGCAAUCUUCCUUCCUAUCUUCAUUGAUUCCUACUGAAUUUCUAUUGUUAUAAUUAAUAUUCUAACACCCUUGGAGCUGAGGACAAAAUACACCUUGAAAAGUGACAGCAAUAGGCAAACACAGUUACCUUCUUUUGCUAUAUUUUUCUUAAUCUAGAGAUAUCUUUAUCAUAAAGGACUCUGUUUUUCUGGAUUUUUUUCCCAUAUUGUUUCAACGUUUUGUUGUUUGGUUCCACAGGAAAAGAGUGGCUUCACCUUAAUCCAUUAACGAUUCUCUGAAGUGGGGUUUUUGAUUGCCUCACCUUUAGAAUGGAGAAGUUGUUUUUUAUUCCUUUUCUUCUUCUUCUCUCUGUUCUGGUUUUUCCUUCUCUGUUCCAUGGAGGAGUGGCCGGUGCUGCUGGAACCAAGGAUGGAUCCGAACAGUGGGGAUAUGUUCGAGUCCGACCCAAAGCCCACAUGUUCUGGUGGUUCUAUAGAAGUCCGUACAGAGCUGAAUAUCCUUCCAAGCCUUGGCCCAUAAUUCUGUGGUUGCAGGGUGGCCCUGGUGCUUCAGGAGUUGGAAUUGGAAAUUUUCAAGAGAUUGGACCACUGGACACAGAUCUCAAGCCAAGAAACUCGACUUGGUUGCAAGUAGCUGAUCUCUUGUUUGUAGAUAACCCAGUUGGAACAGGAUACAGUUUUGUAGAGGAUGAAAAGGUAAUGGUGAAAACUGAUGAAGAGGCAGCAACUGACUUAACUACCUUGUUGAAGAAACUCUUCAAUAGGAAUCUUGGGCUCCGAGGAAGACCUCUGUACAUUGUAGCAGAGUCUUAUGGAGGGAAGUAUGCUGUUACUCUUGCACUGUCGGCUUUAAAAGCUAUUGAAGCUGGAGAAUUGAAGCUCAAACUAGGAGGAGUCGCUUUGGGAGACAGUUGGAUCUCCCCUGAAGAUUUUGUGAUUUCAUGGGCUCCUUUGCUCAAAGAUUUGUCACGGAUUGAUGACAAUGGAGUGAAGAAGGCAAACAGUCUUGUUCAACGGAUUAAGCAGCAAAUUGCAUCAGGCCUUUAUGAAAAUGCAACAGAUUCAUGGGGUGAGCUCGAGGACGUGAUUAUUACAGCCAGUAACUUUGUGGACUUCUACAAUUUUAUGCUGGAUUCAGGAAGUGAAGACAUUUCUACAACAACCAUGGAAUCAUCCAAGGCAGCGGUGGUGAAGAAGUACUCAAGAUAUCUCAACUCCAAGAGAUUUUUUGCAGGUGGAAAUGGCGAUAUUGAAACACUGAUGAAUGGAGCCAUCAAAGAGAAGCUCAAGAUCAUUCCCACAGAUGUAAAAUGGGGAGAGCAGUCAGGGUCUGUUUUCUCAGCUUUAGAAGGUGAUUUCAUGAAACCAAGAAUAGCUGAGGUUGAUGAACUUUUAGCUAAAGGGGUCAAUGUGACAAUAUACAAUGGACAGGUAUCCAUCCUUAAGUGUUUUUCAAGGAUUCAGCACCUUAAAUAUCUACUCGGUUGGCUUGAUCUCAUAUGUGCAACCAAAGGAGCUGAAGCAUGGGUCCAGAAACUCAAGUGGAGUGGGCUGAAACAGUUCUUGAGCUUGGACAGGACCCCACUUUAUUGUGGGAAGGACCAUCAAACUACAAAAGGGUUCACCAGGUCAUACAAGAAUCUGCAUUUUUAUUGGAUACUUGGGGCGGGUCACUUUGUGCCUGUAGAUCAGCCCUGUGUUGCAUUGAAGAUGGUAGCUGACAUCACACACUCUCCAGGUGCUGCUCUUCUUCCUUGAAACUAGAACAAAGCAACCAAAAGACAGACAGACAGACAGACAGAGAGAGAGAGAGAGAGAGAAAAGAAAGAGAAUUAAAUGACAUUACAACAGUAUAAGGAGAAAUGGAGUAAACACAUGCAAAUAAUAGCAUGGAUGAUGGAUGGGUCAAGGUAAGACACUUGCAGCCACGCAGUGGAGACUGGAGGAAGAAGACAGACAGAAGGAAACGUGGAGAGAUAAGUACUGAAUAAAUGUCAUCUCUUUUUCUUUUUCUUUUUUUAUAAUUCUUUUCUGAUUCUCAUUGAUGAUUUUCUGAAUCUUCUUUAUUUAUAAAUAUAAAAUUCAGUGGAAAAUAAAAAAAAAAAAACUUUUAAUUGUUAAUAUCUUGUUCUUGUAAAUGCCGGCAUUUGUGUUCCCCAUGGAUGAUGCCCAAAAGACUGGAUAUCUUUUUAUUCAUUAAAUCAUCUCUUAAUCUGUUGCUUU